This is a messenger RNA of Exophiala xenobiotica, 2887 nucleotides long. RefSeq lists its product as uncharacterized. The record is from RefSeq and is a predicted model, not a curated record. The transcript is spliced from 3 exons. NCBI's taxonomy places the organism in Eukaryota, Fungi, Ascomycota, Eurotiomycetes, Chaetothyriales, Herpotrichiellaceae. Gene Ontology annotation, biological process: intracellular protein transport; vesicle-mediated transport. The coding region runs from base 49 to 2430 and encodes 793 amino acids. Gene Ontology annotation, cellular component: AP-3 adaptor complex; membrane coat.
GCACAAAACGCUUAGGGGUGACACAAGCCUGACUGAGGCAGCGUCAACAUGGAGUCGGUCUCCCGCGUCUCGUCCUUGAUGGACCCUGCACGGGAUCUAACAGUGGACGCUGCUCAGGCGAUGGGCAAGGCACUGAAGGGCGGCGGCUCGUCAUCUAGGAAUAUUCCUUUCGUGAAGCUGAAAGCACUUCUUGACAGCAGGAGUGAUCGCGAUAUCCUUGAUGGACUGAGGAGAGUCGUCUCCAUGAUGUAUCAGAACAAGCCAUGCUUGCCAUACUUUUCAUCCGUCGUAAAGAAUGUGGCCAACCCCAAUCUUGAAGUCAAAAAACUGGUCUACAUCUACCUGCUUCACUAUGCGGAGUCUGACCCUGACCUGGCCCUGCUUUCUGUCAAUGCCAUCCAAAAAUCGCUCACAGAUCAAAACCCGCAAGUCAGGGCUCUGGCUCUUCGCACCAUGUCAGGAAUGAGGGUACCGGUAAUCAGCCAGAUUGUCUCCCUUGCUAUCAAACGAGGUGUGGGAGACAUGAGUCCACACGUACGAAAGGCGGCAGCGCUGUCUAUCCCAAAGUGCUACAACCUCGAUCCUAAUACCCUGCCUCAAUUACUCGAAUACUUAUCCUCUCUACUCGGAGACAAGCAGUAUUUUGUUGUCGGUCCAGCUGUUCAAGCUUUCCUGGAGAUCUGUCCUGAACGCGUCGACCUCCUUCAUAAGCACUUCCGGAGCCUGGUCAAGAAACUGGUGGACAUGGAUGAAUGGAGCCAACUGACGACACUAAAACUUCUUUUGGUUUACAGCAGGCGCUGCUUUCCCAGACGGACGCAAAGAGUAACGAAAGUCAACAAGAAGGGAUUCUAUGAUGACGACCAGGACGAAACAGUCGAAACUCACGAAAUUGUCCAGGUGCUGGACCCAGAUCUGGAACUCUUUCUCAACGCAUGCAGAUCUCUGCUGCAGAGUCGAAGUUCAGCUGUCAUCAUGUCUGUCACCAGUUGUUUUCUGUACCUCGGAACCCAAGAAUACCUGCAGGAAGCUAUUGGACCACUCAUGGGUCUCAUGCGUGGACCUCCUGAGUUGGAAGAAGUCGCGCUAUGCAAUAUCGUCUUGGUGUCACUGUCAGCCCCGGAACUCUUCGUACCUUACGCCUCUCACUUUUUCAUUCGAGCCCGAGACUCCCCACAAAUCUGGAAGCUGAAAAUCGAGCUUCUGACUCUUAUCUUCCCCCACGCAGCGUUACACCUCAAGUCCGUCAUUUUGAGCGAGUUAGAGCAUUUCUCUCAUAGUUCAGACAUCGAACUGAUUCGGGAAUCAGUGCGAGCUAUCGGACGCUGUGCGCAGUCUGACCCAAAAAACGCGCAUCGAUGCUUCAAAGUCCUCCUGAACCAAAUAUCCAGUUUCGACAAUGUCCUGGUCUCUGAGGUUCUGACGGUCAUGCGGCAUUUGAUUCAGCAAGAUCCUUCGUCGCACCGGAGGACUGUGGUUCGCUUAGCCAGGAAUCUGGAUAGGACCACAAGUCCCGAAGCCCGAGCCACAAUCAUCUGGCUUGUGGGAGAAUUUGCAAGUCUGGAUCCGGAAAAUAAUAUCGCACCAGAUGUGCUGCGAAUCCUGGCCAAAGGCUUUGCUGAUGAAAGCGAAGCUGCCAAACAGCAGAUUGUGUUACUAGCUGCAAAAGUCUACCUGCUUUUCUUGCAGAGGCACCUUACAAGCAAACCAGACAACGACAGCGACGCUUUGGUUUCACAGAACGAUGCUGGUGAAAUGGUCGACUCCACUUACCUCGACCACCCAAUAUCCAAGCUAUGGAACUACAUCCUCCUUCUCGCACGCUACGACACAUCAUACGACCUCCGAGAUCGAGCACGGCUGUUCAAAGCUCUGCUCUCAAGUCCUCAAACAACUCAGCUGGCGGCUCUUCUACUCCUCGCGCCAAAGCCAGUCCCCCAUUCCCCCUCGCCAUCGGAAAGUCGAAAAGGCUUGAUGCUCGGAAGCACCACGCUAGUCCUCGGCAAGGAUGUAGCUGGUAUUCUGGGGCUUCCAGGCUACCAAGAACUGCCCGACUGGGUCGAAGAGGGCAAUGAGCCUGAUCCAAAACUCCGCGAUGCCAGCGACGCAGGGGAGAAAGAAGAUUACGUACCCAUAUCGGCAAGAACAGCAAGUGCCGUGGCCGCCAGCAGGAGGCUCGACGAGGCGGUUAAAGAGCAGGGCUUGGAGAAGGUUGUCGCUGCAGGAUCAAGUAAGGCAAAUGCCAAACCGAGGACGUUGGACGACUGGUUAGCCGAGAGUGAAGAAGAGGAAGAGGAGACCGAGGAAGAGACCGAAAGCGAGGAGACUGACGCGGAGCAAAGUGAGGAGGAGGAAGAAGAAGAAGAAGAAGAGACGGACGCCGAGAGCGAAGAUGAUGAGAAGGGAAUGCGAAGAGGUUUGAUUAGCUAGCUCGCGGUUCCUAUUCUGCGGAACCAGCAGCACUGGCAAGACUGUGUCGUCUCAUCUGAUUAGCCUUCCACGAAUGCAUCGCCCUUUGUAUGUCUAGGGGAGUGGGUUCCCACAAGUGUCAGACUGGUUCAAUUGGGUCUCAGAAGCCCAAAGUACAAAAUGGUUACUUCCUUGGGACGUGCGAUGGAUGCGGAGAGUCUGCUCCUGGCAUCUCUGACAGGACUGUCCAAAUCUCGAGGAAUACCUGGCUUCACGACAUACGACUGGCCCUGUCAGCUUAUACCAGCAUUCCUGUCCAAAGGCUGGUCACUUGCUCCAGAACGUUGAAAUGGAAUACGGGUACGCAGUAGUCCAGAACGAAUUGCAGCUCAAGAAGUUGAUCCCUUUCUACAUACAGCACAGAGAGUGAGCUCGAGAUGCAUACGAGCAGACUUGGCCGAUUUCAGGUACUAGCAUG